AUGGCUGUGCCUGGAACAGAGCCCUUCUCCAUGUCGUGCGAGUCUCCCAGAAUGGACGAAUCGUCGCUCAGCGAAAUCGCCAGGGUGCUUGGUGACCGUCCAAGGAGGUCCAGAGAGGUGAACUCUUUGGUCACUAAUGACUCGAGCGGCUCCUUGAAGCGCAAUGGCGUCGAGUCUUCUGGCACGGACGGUGAAGGCCGCGCAGCGUCAUCCUCCUCCUCCUCCUCGUCGUCGUCUUCGUCGUCGUCGUCACUGUCCACCGUCGCGUUCUUCACGACCGUCUGCGGACUACUCUUCGUCACGCUGCUCGGCGCGUACCUGACGAACGCCAGGCGUCGCUUCGUCUCAAUCACCGACCUAGUCGUGUCGUGUCGAACCUCGGAGUGCAAGCUCGCGUCAGGAUACCUGUCGACGCUCGUCGAUCGCGACGUCGAGCCUUGCGACGACUUCUAUCAGCACGUGUGCGGCAAGUGGACCCGGGAGCGCGACGGCCUCAGCUUUCUGGGCGACGCCUUCCAGAGGUACCUGGCCGACCUGCGUCGCCGGCUCACGUCGCCGGACGUGGAGAGGUCUUCCGUGCACCCCAAGUUGCGCUCGGGUCUCGUCGUGGGAAGCCGCUUCGUCCAGGACUGCUUCCAGUACAUGGAUGAACCGGAACCAGACGUGAAGCAAGAAGUCGCCUCGAUCCUCGAGGUGCUGGACUUCUCGGCCAUCCUGGGCUCGGAGACGUCCUUCGACGCAUUGUUGCAGGCGCUGUCGCUCUCCUUCACCACGGGUCUCGCCUCCCUGGUCGGGAUUCGGAGACGGAAGUCGGGAGAUCGCGUUUUCCUGCAUAUCUACGGCGCGAGCUCCAUCCGAGAAGAACUCCUGCCGGAGGCGACGGACGGCGCGCUCUUGUCUUACCUUUACAAGGUCGUCCGCGCUGCGUCCGGAGACAGCGCCCGCAGCGACGUCCUCGCAAGCUCGUUGCUAGCCCUGGACGUCGCGUUGGUACAGAAGUCGCACUCCUCGCGUUCGCCCGGUGACGAAGAAGACGACGACGUGUGGCUGCACGUUACCGACCUGAUCGGAGACGCCGGCUUUCCCGCCGGCUUAUGGGACGUCGCCUUCGGCUCUUUUAAGGCCAACGAACCCGUACGCGACCACGACAACGCCGUACUGUUCACGAGGUUGAACGUGUCGCGGUUGGUGGCCCGGCACCUGGAGGGGACCAUGGUCAACGUCACCGCCUGGUAUCUGGUCGCAGCCACGCUAUCCCGCGCCCUGCGUCUCGACUUCGUCAAGCGGUUCGGCGGCAACUAUCCGUACAGGUCCGAACAUCUUUGCCUGGACGCGGCGACUAGGGCACUGGAGCCCGACUGGCCUCUGGUGCUGGCCGGGUUGGCGUUCCCACACGCAGACUUCGGGGGCGCCGAUGUGCUCUUCGACGGCGUCCGCCGCGCCUCCAUGGCGACGACGCCCGAUUGGCUGGACAACGUCACGGCGAGGAGGAUGCGUAACAGGCUGCGACACGUCACACUUACGUCAUUCGCCACGAGUUUCGAGAGGGACAACGCGACGAUGGCCGAGGCCGGCGGCAGCUUCGUGCGGGGGAACCGCAGCUUUCUGGCACACUACGUGGCACUGCACCACGUCGGCCAGGAGGCCUCCAUUCGCUAUCCUCCGGACGGUCUCAAGGGGGCCCUGUCGUCCGUCGAGCUGCGUGGUCGCGUCGUCUACAGCGACCUGUACGCCACGGUGUUCCUGCCGCUGGUCUAUCUCAGGCACCCCGUCUUCUACAACGCCUCGGUGGCCUCGUACUACAACUACGGCACCCUCGGCACCGUCCUGGCAAAGGAGCUCGCCGAGGCGGUGUCCCCGUUCUCCCACGGCGACGACUUUGACGACUUCGGAAAGGACGACAGAGAAAGCGGCAACGCCACCAGAGGCUCUUCUCUCUGGUCCGAGGCGUCUCGGCGCGAGUUCUCCUACCGCAUAGGCUGCUACAGGGCGUUCGAAGACCACUUCCACAAGGGCCGCCCCCAAGACGUGGACUGGAUGACGACGCCCCUGAAACGGAACCUGUUCGCGUGGCUCCGCGCCGCCAGGGUCGCCUACGAGGCCAUGAAGGCGGACUACGUGACGUGCACGACGCGCGGAGGAACAGCGCCGGACCGCGUCACCGCUGCGUUGUGGAAGUCCGCGCAGAUGGUGUUCUUCCGCCGCUUCUGCCUGAUAGCAUGUGGCCUGGACCGCACGGAGCCGCUGAGCGCCCGCGACAGGUGCCACUGGCCGCUGCUCAACAUGGCCGAAUUCGUGGACGCAUUCGGCUGUCCCAACAACUCGUUCAUGGCGUCCAGGCAGAGCUGCCAUUUUCUGUAGAUGUAGUAGUCUCGCGUGAUGUCACGGGCGCAUCAUCUCACCGUGCUGAUACCCAAAGAUGACGUCAGUGUGUAUAUCAUCACGUGUGUAUCACUCAGAGCUAGACGGUUUAUCACUACUAUGAUAUAUAUGCGUCUAUUGGCGCCAGACGUAUCUGUCGUGUGGU
Messenger RNA from Rhipicephalus sanguineus (brown dog tick), 2527 nucleotides. RefSeq lists its product as uncharacterized. The record is from RefSeq and is a predicted model, not a curated record. Gene Ontology annotation, biological process: protein processing. Lineage: Eukaryota; Metazoa; Arthropoda; Arachnida; Ixodida; Ixodidae. Gene Ontology annotation, cellular component: plasma membrane. The coding region runs from base 1 to 2361 and encodes 786 amino acids. The transcript is spliced from 5 exons. Gene Ontology annotation, molecular function: metalloendopeptidase activity.